Messenger RNA from Heterotrigona itama, 563 nucleotides. NCBI's taxonomy places the organism in Eukaryota, Metazoa, Arthropoda, Insecta, Hymenoptera, Apidae. The record is from the annotation of a GenBank genome assembly.
AUGGAAGCUUACAUACCUACUGUCACAACACAAAAUAGAUUUGGCAUUUUUGCAGAAUGUCUACUGAACGACACAGACGAAGUAAAUAAUAAAGACGUAGAGACAUAAACACACUUAGCAUCUCCGCUGGCCAAAGCAAAAUUAAACCAUCCCCAAUAUAUAUACAUGGUAAGAUAAAUUACCAGAGGCUACUCGAAGUCCUAAAACAAAAAAACAACAAUAGAUUUUACGCCAAAUACACUUCAGAAAAAUUAAAAGUUAUGUUUCAAAAUAUAAUUGAUUUCAACCAAUUCAAAGAGCACAUACAUAAUGUCGCAAAGAAAACAUACACAAUCAGCACUGAGAAAAUCCUAUCGGAACUAACUCCUCUAAACUGCACCUUUGAAAUACCUAUCCAUACUAAAUAUCCCAUAUAUCGAGUAACCUUCGCACCAGGAAUGACCCUAGCGAAAGUCAGCCAGAUAAGAUUUAUUGAAAGUAUACUGGGAAAUGUUCGAAUCCAAAAAACCAACCAUACAAUGUUACCGCUAUCAGACACACGGACACUUAUCCACAAAUUGUAA